AUGGUUUCAUAAAUUCGCAAGCCCAUCAAAUAUAUAUGUGCUAUUAUGAAUUUCUUGUAUUCAUUUAUGGAGGAUCCUAGCGGGAAAGUGGGUGUUUCUCUGUCCAAGGAGUUGAUGGCUGUGGCCGGUGAUGCCUUAAAGGCCAAUAUCACAACGUUGUGCCCUCUUAUGCUACCCAUGUCUGAACAAUUGCUCUUCUUCACUACAUUGGUAGGGAGAAAGUUGUUGAAGAUAAAGCUGAAGCCAUACAUCCCGGAUUUCAAACUGGCCUUUGAACAUUUCUGCAUCCAUGCCGGUGGAAGGGCUGUGCUCGAUGAACUGGAGAAGAAUCUUCAGCUAUCUGAUUGGCACAUGGAACCUUCACGAAUGACUCUUUAUAGGUUUGGAAACACUUCUAGCAGCUCUCUCUGGUACGAACUGGCAUAUUCAGAAGCCAAGGGAAGGAUCAAGAGGGGAGACAGGACAUGGCAGAUCGCCUUCGGGUCUGGUUUCAAAUGUAACAGCGCUGUGUGGAAAGCCCUCAGGACUAUCAAUCCAGCCAAGGAGAAGAGCCCGUGGAUUAAUGAAAUCGACCAGUUGCUAGUAUAUGAUUCUUAUUCCUUCUUCAAGCGUGCAGCGAGCUACAACCUAUUGGUGAGCUAA
Molecule: messenger RNA, 642 nt
Organism: Salvia splendens (bonfire salvia)
Lineage: Eukaryota; Viridiplantae; Streptophyta; Magnoliopsida; Lamiales; Lamiaceae
Product: 3-ketoacyl-CoA synthase 11
Exons: 1
Coding region: 46-642 (198 amino acids)
Biological process (GO): fatty acid biosynthetic process
Cellular component (GO): membrane
Molecular function (GO): acyltransferase activity, transferring groups other than amino-acyl groups
Source: RefSeq, a predicted model, not a curated record